This is a messenger RNA of Geosmithia morbida, 2109 nucleotides long. Its product is annotated as Fungal trans. The coding region runs from base 1 to 2109 and encodes 702 amino acids. NCBI's taxonomy places the organism in Eukaryota, Fungi, Ascomycota, Sordariomycetes, Hypocreales, Bionectriaceae. Gene Ontology annotation, biological process: DNA-templated transcription; regulation of DNA-templated transcription. The record is from RefSeq and is a predicted model, not a curated record. Gene Ontology annotation, molecular function: zinc ion binding; DNA-binding transcription factor activity, RNA polymerase II-specific; DNA binding. The transcript is spliced from 2 exons.
AUGCCACAUAUGCGCGAGGUCAAGACGUGCGACCGUUGCCGUCACUUCAAACGUCGCUGCGACCUCAUCAAACCCUCUUGCUCGCGGUGUAUACAAGCCGGUGUCCGCUGCAGCUUCCAGGCCGCCGCCGCCUCUACUGCCGGCUCCGCCGCCUCGGGCUCCCAGCCUUCCGCUGUCGCCGCUUCCUCCUUGAAUCCCACCGCCAACGGCGCCAACAGCUUCACGACCUCGCCUGGCCUCAAGUAUGAGGAGCAGUCCGACAGCCUCUUCGGUCUCAUCUCCCCCUCCAACUCGACCGAGGACGCCGAAGCCCAGCGCGUAGCAGCUGCCGCCGCUGACCAACCCGACAAUGCCACGCAGGCUGCUGCCGCCGCUACCCAGCGUGUCGUUCGCAAGCGCAAGCGUAAUUGCUCGAGUUGCCUCCGCUGCCAUCGCCUCAAGGUCAAGUGCGACAAGGAGCUGCCGUGUGGCCGUUGCAAGUCGAGCGGCAACGGUCGUGAAUGCUACUACAGCUACAAUAAGGGUCCUAACGGCGGCAAGUUCCCCUGUCCUACGGUUCCCAUGACCACAGCUCGGUCGUCAGGCACCGAACUCACAAAGUCAACCCAAGCCUCAUGGGAGAUAAGCCACGAGCCCCGGGGGUCAAGCCACUGGACUGACCUGAUGACCAAGAUUGGCGCCCUCACAACCGAAGACUCACCACUCCUGGGAGCCGCCCUGGAGAACGUCGCCACAAACGCCUGCCUCGCCAACUUUACUCUCCCGGGGAACUUCCCAUUUGGCACGCCGGGCGCCACCAAAUACUAUGCGCGCGACGCCGUGACGAGACUGAUAGAAAGCGAACGACCCCAUUGCCAAGAGUACAUAGACCGUUACGUCAGACUCCUCGACUACGUCAACCCCAUCCUUGACGUCCCCAAGUUCCAGAAGGAGCUGGCUGCUUACUGGGAGGACCCCAACUCGGUCAGCCUCUGUUGGCUGUCCCAGCUCCUCAUGGUCCUGGGUCUGGGCGCCUUUGCGACACCGACCCGCGAGGAGCCCAGCGUGGCCACGGAACUCAUGAUGGGCGCCGAGGCCUGCCUGAUGCAGACCCCCUUCAUGUUUCGCCCGACCUUUGCAGCCCUCAAGGCCACCUGCCUUAUGGUGGUGGCCAAGCAGGUGUGCAACCCGACGUGCUGGUUUGUCGACUCGUGCUGGUCGCUGCUGGGCCUGCUGGUACGCAUGUGCUUCAUAUUUGGCCUACCCCAGGACAAUAUCGAAGGUCUGUCGCCCGAGGACCGAACGUCGCGCCGCCGGCUGUGGAUCAGCAUCAUCUACCUCGACAUCAAACUGUCGAUGCCGACGGGCAUGCCGCCUCUGACACGGCCCAACGAGCUUCACGGACUCGAAACCAUGCCCGACCUGGGCGAGCACAGCGGUCUGCAGCAGGUGCUGGCGCAGUCGCUGCCUCUGGUCCUGUCCAUCAUGGUGCGGCUCAACUCGAGUGGCGAGGACAUACCCUACGACGAGGUGCUGCGGUACAAUUCCCAGAUCCGCACUCUCAUGGCGCACGCCAAGAAGCUCUGCACGAUCCGCCUGCAGUUCAUGACAGUCGACAUCUACCUCCGCCGAUGCCUCAUGGUGCUCCACCGACCGUUUGCUCUGCAUAUCGAGGGACCCACCCGCUUCCCCGAGUCGUACUGGUCGUCGCUCGAGUGCUCCCUGGCCGUGCUGAUGCACUACCGCGAGCUGUGGUACGAGGACCCCACCCACCGCUACGACCUCGUCGGCCGCGCCUUCACCCACGAGUUUUUCUCGGCCGCUCUGCAGGCUAGCGUCCACGUGCUCCGUCGGGACGCCCCCCUUGCCGGCGCGGCAGGCGUGGGCUGCAAGAUUCCCCCGCGUCAGAUCAUCCUCGAUACGCUGAGUAGCUGCGUUGACAUUUGGAAGGGCGAGCGGGAGAAGAGUGUCUGCUGGCGCACUUCAUACAACUUGCUCAGUGCCAUUGUGGACCUCUUGCCAGAUGCGGAUCAGGAUGGUGGUGAGGACGGUGGUGAUGGCGAUGGUGGUACCACUGACACAGAGAUGGGGCCUCCUCCUGAAAUUCAUGGCAUGCAUGAUGGGACGUAA